AUGGUUAUAAGAUCGAUUAGAAAGGAGAAAGCAUCGAGUGAAAAGAACAUUAGAAAUGAGAAUAACCCCCCAAAGGAUUUAAUCGGAAAAGAUCCGGAGAAAAAAAAGAGGCGGAAUAAGAAACCUGUGGAGACGUACAAAACAUACAUCUUCAAGGUCUUGAAGGAAGUCCAUGGUGACAUUGGGAUCUCCAAUAAGGCGAUGGAGAUCAUGAACUCGUUCGUUAAUGAUAUGUUUCAAAAAAUUGCACAAGAAGCUUCUAAAUUAGCAAAAUACAACAAUAAGAGCACCUUAUCGGCAAGGGAAAUUGAGGCUGCUGUCAAACUUGUGCUACAUGGAGCCUUGGCUAAGCAUGCUGUGCAGGAAGGCACCAAGGCUGUAGCAAACUUUAUAAGGUCUUAG
This is a messenger RNA of Lactuca saligna, 402 nucleotides long. NCBI's taxonomy places the organism in Eukaryota, Viridiplantae, Streptophyta, Magnoliopsida, Asterales, Asteraceae. The record is from the annotation of a GenBank genome assembly.